Molecule: messenger RNA, 3789 nt
Organism: Phyllotreta striolata
Lineage: Eukaryota; Metazoa; Arthropoda; Insecta; Coleoptera; Chrysomelidae
Source: the annotation of a GenBank genome assembly
AUGUUCAACAAUUCCAAAGUACCAGACACCCCGCGGCCUGUUAAAAGUGCUGCUAAUUGCAAUGACGACGCCGCAGAUGAAACAUCCAAGUCCUUCCUGUUGCCGAAAAUCACUUCAACGCCAAAACCGAGUUCGUUUACUACCCCUCCUAAGCCACUUGUUAUGAAUUCCCGAAGAUAUUCAUUAUCCGAUGUUUCAACAACACCAAAAUUUAACAAACGAGAAUAUUCUAGAACAAAUUCAUCAUUCAAUCCACCCGGACCAUUAUUAGCUUCAACAAAGUACAGUUUAAAUGUCAGUACGUUCGAAGACGUGAAAAGUCCAGGCCUCGCCAGUCGGAUCGUGCAGUACAACGAGGAAGCGGAAAGGGAAAAAGAACAAAGACAUCCUUCCAUGUGCCAAGCGAAAUACGGCAGUUUAGGCCUCUUCCCUGUAGUGCAUCUGUUCAAGAAGAAAUUGCCUAUCUUAGAACAAAGGCCUCGACAUGUUACUGUGAGAGUCGCGAGCCCAGAUUACACAAAACGCAUUCCCGAAUACAAACGAAAACUUUUAGACGGCUUAAUCAAACCGAGCGGAAGUAUCCAAAGAGGGCUAUCUAAUUCGAGCAUAGCGGAAAAUUCCACCGGUACUAGAAGUGUUUUGGACGCGCUAAAAGAGAUAUCUAGGAAGAGGAUUCACGCCCACGAAGAAUUCGAAGUACGUAGUGACAGUGGAAAAAGGAUCAGAACCGAAAUUGAAGAUUGCACAGAUUCGAAUAAAAGAUCAAGAGAUGAUUCAUCGUACAUCGACUCCACCAGCCCGACGAGGCAGGCUUCUAAGAAAAUUUGCAUGUACGACGAAUACGCUGCCUCUCGGUCCUCCAUGGAUUUUUUAAAGAAACAGGACGUCUCGAUUCCCAAAAGGAAGUCUAUCAGUACAGCUACUGACAAUUCGAAUGAAACCAACAAUAAGCACGUUAAACUCAUUAAUGCCGAAACUCAAACUAAUCUUGAAGAAACGAAUAAAGGCGUUUCCGAUGAAUCGAAGGCUGAUGCCGGUGCUAAGGACAGUCAAGAUGAUAAAACGGAAAAACGCGAGACUGUACUCAAAGUAUUUGACGAUGCUCCUUUAGAAAGGAUUAGGAAGAACAGAUUGGCAGCUCUUAUGGGGACGCUCGUUGGAAAGGAGCCUAUUUUAGAACCCAAACCGGAUUAUUCGAGCGUACUAAGAGACGAAGUUGAUAAAUCUGCUACUGAAGAAAUGGAUAAAUCCGCAGUUACGCCAACAACUCCUCCUAGUCCGGCCCUUAAAGUAAAGAAACAUGUCAGGUUCAACUUACCCGAGAGCAGUUCUGACAAAAGUACUACAGAAAAUUCGAAUACAACAGUGCCUAUUGUUAACUCAGGCGAUAAAGGCCUUGAAAGUGUACCGUCUACUUCAGCAAAUUCAUUCAAAAGUACUACUGUUACUUCAGUUAGUACACCAUUUUCAUUUGGUAAUAAUUCCUCGAUUACUACACCAUCUCCUGUUGUUUCUAACCAAUCUCAAACUUCAUUAUUUCCUACAAAAUUAGUACCCGACGAAAAAUCUAAUACGGAAAUCGACGUGCCCAAACCGUUUACUAGUACUAGCAAAGCCCUCGAAAACGUACCGUCUACUUCAACGAACGCUUUUCUAACCACUACCGUUCCUUCGGCGAGUACUCCAUUUUCGUUUGGUGGAAAUUCUUCGAUUACCACACCCGCCGUUUCGAAUCCAUCUCAAACUUCAUUGUUUCCCGCUAAACCAGCAUCUAGUGAAAAUUCGAACGUGCCUAAACCGUUUACUGCACCGCCUGUUGCAACUAGUCCGCCGAAAAUGGGCGGAUUUAAAUUCGAUCUUCCCAAACCAGCGGUUCCCACGACUACCAGCGGCAAAAUAAACGUUAUCAGUAACGAAAUAAUCCCGAAAAUCGGGGUACCUAACGACGUUUCGAAGCCAUCCGGUACGUUUAAUAUUACCACGACGAAACCCGCUGCACCUCCAACCAGUGCUAUAUUCGGAAUUCUUCCAUCUAACAACGCCAAAUCGCAAAGCGGUACCGCAACCACUUCGGCCAAUAGUACUUUCGCUCCUAUGAAUUUCAAGCCGCCAUCUUCGAGCACUUUCGCGCCACCUUCCGUCGGUUUCGGUACUACGGCCGCUUCCAUUAAUUUCGGCACUUCUACCACAUCGAGCGCUUUCGGAACCUCCACCGCUUCGAGCGGUUUCGGUACUAAUACCACUUCGAGCGGUUUCGGAAGCUCUGCCGCUUCGAGUGCGUUCGGUGCUACUACUUCGUCGAGCGGUUUCGGAACUUCCGUUUCUUCGAGCGGUUUCGGUACAUCUACCACUUCGAGCGGAUUCGGAAGUUCUACCGCUUCGACUGGAUUCGGUGCUUCUACCACUUCGAGCGGUUUCGGUACUUCUGCUGCUUCGAGCGGAUUCGGAAAUUCCACCGCUUCGAGGGGAUUCGGCGUUUCCGUAAGUUCGGCGAAUACCAACAAUUUCGGCGGUACUACUUUCGGUACUACGAGCGCAUCGACUACAUCGAAUAAUAUUUUCGGUGCAUCGACUCCGCCUGCUUCGAAAAUAGUAUUCGGAGCCGCCGUUACCACUACAUCGAGCUCCCUGACGAGUCCUUUGCCUCUGACCUCCAGCAGCGGAUUUGGUUCUACGAGCGGAAACGGAUUCAUGGUACCCGCGACCACCGCGGGAGGUUUCAGCGCCGGAAAUUUCGACGCUAAGAUAAACUCGACCAGCUUCGGCAACCCUUCUAACACCAACGCGUCGGUAUUCGCUUUCGGCGGUCCGAGUACCACCGCGUCGAGUACCUUCGGAGCUCCCGCGACCGCCUCGAACGCUUCGGGCUUCGGUGCGAGUCAGGGUUUCGGGGCGAAUUCGACGUUCGGAGGCAAUCAGAGCACGUCCAGUUUCGGCGGGCUCGCUCAAACGCCGUUCGGCGGCUCGUUCGGUACCACCACGGCCGGGAAUAACGCGUUCGGCGGUACCAACGCGGCGACUACGACGUCGGCUCGUUCGAACGGCGCCAACGGCAAGAUUUUCGGCGGGAAUUCCGGAGCGUUCGGCGCCCCCGCUACGACGAGUUCCAUCUUCGGGGCCGCUCAGAGCGCUUUCGUGACGACCGCCGCUCCGUUUGCGUUUACUAGUAAGACCGCAGGGAAUGCGGCCACUUUUGGGUCUACUAGUACCACUACGGCGUCGUUCGGAGGUGGUUUCGGGCAGAAUGCCAGCGGGUUUAACAGCCAACAGACGUCCGGUUUCGGAACCCCCACGAAACCGUCCGGUUUCGGUAACGCUAAUAGUACUUUCGGAGGAACUGGCGCGUCUGGUACUACCGGUUUUGGGACGCCUCAACAGCCCCAGCAGUCCUUUGGAUCUCCGGCGUUUAACAAAUCUCAACCAUCUUCGAAUUCGUUUGGAACUGGAGGUACCGGACAGUUCUCUUUCAAUCAACAACAACCCCAAAACAACGCGCCCAGUUUCGGAACAACAACAACAAACCAACAAGGGGUGUUUACGUUCGGUUCUCCGGCAAUGGAGAAGCCCAGCGGGUUUAAUUUCGCAGCGCCUUCGGGAGAGACGCCGGCGAAAUUCGAUUUCACCAGCGGGAAUUCGGGAGCACCGGCUACAUUUGGGACGGGUUUCGGGAACGCUUCGGCUGGUCCUGCGCCGAGUUUCGGGGCUCCCAUGCCGGUGGCCGGCGGUUUUAGCAUUGGAGCGGGCCCGCCUACUUCUAGGACCAGGAUUAAAGGGAAGAGGAGGACUUGA